Sorghum bicolor (sorghum) is the source of this 1034-nucleotide messenger RNA. RefSeq lists its product as uncharacterized. The record is from RefSeq and is a predicted model, not a curated record. NCBI's taxonomy places the organism in Eukaryota, Viridiplantae, Streptophyta, Magnoliopsida, Poales, Poaceae. The transcript has a single exon. The coding region runs from base 419 to 892 and encodes 157 amino acids.
AAGUAUGGGUUGUCUUGUUCGUUUGGCAUGAUAAGUCAUGGUAGAAAAUAUUGUCGCCUGAUUUGUUAUAAGAGAAAAAUACUGUUAAAUAGUGGACAAAUUUGACUGAUAAGCUCAAACUAAUAAGUCCAGUACUCAGUAUGCCUAUAAAUAGUCCUAGUACGAAGCUAACAGGUUGAGUAAAAAUGAAAACACUUAGCUAAGUAACAACUAAUUAUUGUAUCUAAAGAUGGCCGUAGUCUAACGAAUAAAUAGUCCUAGUGCUCUGUAUGCCUAUCCACACACCCAUAGCUAGCCAGGGAUUGCAUUGCGUUAUUUCGUAUAUAAUCUCCGCUGCGUUAUUGUCACGCAAGUAGUUGCCUCGGUCGAGCCACAACACAAACACAGACACCACACUAGUCUCCGUCUCUCAUCGACCAUGGCAUUCCCCGGGUCUCCGGCGAGGAAGCUCCUACCAGGCGGCUUCACCGCCGUCGCCGGCGGGUCUCUCAGCUUCGACCUCGACGGCGCCGGCGACUUCUUCUCGGGCCUGUGGCAGCUCGUCAAGGCGAAGGCCGCCGAGGUCGUGGCCUACCUCGCCACCCUGUUCGCGGCGCUGGCGGAGAAGGCGGACGAGGUGUUCCCGCCGGAGACCCGGUCGGAGACGCUCCGGCAGUGGGUGCACGUGGCCGUCACCGUGGUGGUCCCGGCCGUGCUGGGCGCCCUCGUGCUCCGCUGCGUCGCCCGCUGCUGCUGGCGCUGCUGCUGCGCCGGCGGCGGCAGGGCCGCGCGCGGUGGCCGCUUUAUGGCUGCGCCGGGCCGCGGCGGCGCGCGCAUGCCGCGGGGCGUGUUCGAGAACAACCCCCGGGAUUACUUCCGUGACCUCCGCGCCGGGAAGCCCCUCGUGUACUAGCGUACGUGCAUUCGUGGAUACGCCUGUGUGUACGUAUUGUACGGCUGUACGAGUACGUACGAGAUCGAGUGUGUGAUGUUAUUAUGCAUGGAGCAUGGUUCUUUUUUUAUCUCUAAUAUAAUUAAAAUCUUCUCUAGGCAAA